AUGAAUAUACAACCAGCAGGAAACCAAAAGGUAAAUACUUUUACCCUAGUAGGAUCCCCAGAGACUGGACGUCAGUUACCAGGUAACGAAGAUUACCCAAUUAGAAAUUUAAAUGCAGGUAGUAUUAAACCAUGGUUUAUUACAGGGUUUGCAUACCAAGGAAAGAGCGGUCUUGGAACAGAUUCGUAA
Botrytis fragariae is the source of this 189-nucleotide messenger RNA. RefSeq lists its product as uncharacterized. The transcript has 2 exons. The record is from RefSeq and is a predicted model, not a curated record. Lineage: Eukaryota; Fungi; Ascomycota; Leotiomycetes; Helotiales; Sclerotiniaceae. Bases 1 to 189 code for a protein of 62 amino acids.